ACCCUAGAAAUAUGUUACUCCGUCCUCUCCACCGUCUUGAAUCUUUUAGUUUAGCUGUGAUGGGUCGAAAACACAAAGCAACUGCUCUUCCCAGCGAACCACAAGCCCUAGACAUCACAGACAACCAUGAAAUCAGUCCUCAGAAGAAGAGCAAGAACAAAGCUGAAGCUAAGCAUGAGAGGAAGCUUCAAGAGACUGAGUCUAAGGUUGAUAUAGAGACCAAGACGGAAAAGAAGAAGAGGAAGAAAGAGAAGAGAGAGAAAGAACAGGAGUCUUUGAAUAAUGGGUUGGUGGUUGAUUGUGGUAAGACAAGUGAAGCAAUUAAUGGGUCCGAUGAGAUUGGCAGGAAGAAGAAGAAGAAGAAACACAAGGGAGAUAGAGAAGAAGAGAGUUUGAACAAUGGGUUGGUGCUUGAUGAUGCUCAAAACUCUGAUAAAUCAGUACCAAAAUGUGAUGAAUACAAGAAAAAUGUUGCCUUUGUUGAUGUGGAGGAGAGAGAAAGUGAUGGGGGUGUAGUGGUGUCUGGGAUGGAUGUAAACGAUUCGAAAUAUGGGGCAUUAAAAUCGUUUACCGAGUCAGGGCUUGCUGAGGAUGUGCUUGAAUGCUGCAAAAAUUUCGAAAAGCCGUCACCAAUUCAGUCCCAUUCUUGGCCUUUCCUCUUGCAGGGUCGUGAUUUUAUUGGGAUUGCAGCUACUGGAUCAGGUAAGACAUUGGCCUUUGGUGUUCCGGCUCUUGUGCAUAUUUUGGAUAAGCGAAAGCAUAACACAUUGAAGAGAGUGAAUCCACUUUGCCUUGUGCUUUCACCUACAAGGGAGCUAGCCCAACAAAUUUCAGAUGUCCUAUGUGAUGCUGGAAAACAUUGUGGCGUGAAGUCAGUUUGUAUAUAUGGAGGAACUUCUAAAGCACCACAGAUAUCUUCUCUAAAAUCUGGUGUUGAUAUUGUUAUUGCAACUCCUGGCCGUUUGAAGGACUUGAUUGAAAUGGGUGUAUGCUACCUAAAGGAGGUGUCUUUUGUGGUUCUAGAUGAAGCUGAUCGAAUGCUUGAUAUGGGAUUUGAACCAGAAGUUCGCUCUAUACUAAGCCAAACAUGUCGCGAUCGCCAGAUGGUAAUGUUCAGUGCAACAUGGCCUCUACCUGUUCAUCAAUUAGCUCAAGAAUUCAUGGAUCGCCAUCCAGUUAAGGUGGUUGUUGGUUCAGAGGAUUUAGCUGCUAACCAUGAUGUCAUGCAGAUAAUAGAGGUCUUGGAUGAUCGAUCCCGUGAUGAACGUUUACUCUGUUUGCUAGAGAAGUACCACAAGUCCCGAAGGAAUAGGGUAUUGGUUUUUGUUUUGUACAAGAAGGAAGCAGCUCGUGUAGAAAAUAUGCUGCAAAAAAGGGGUUGGAAAGCUGUAUCUAUAAGUGGUGACAAAGCACAACAUGCACGUACGAAGGCGCUAUCACUAUUCAAGGAGGGAAGCUCUCCUUUAAUGAUAGCAACUGAUGUGGCUGCUCGAGGAUUGGAUAUUCCCGAUGUUGAAGUAGUGAUAAACUACAGUUUCCCACUUACCACAGAGGAUUAUGUUCACAGAAUAGGAAGGACAGGACGGGCUGGUAAAAAGGGUGUUGCCCACACAUUUUUCACUAAAGAAAACAAGGGCCUUGCGGGGGAGCUGGUAAAUGUUCUCAGAGAAGCAGGCCAGGUUGUACCUACUGCGCUUUUAAACUUUGGCACUCAUGUUAAGAAAAAGGAGUCUAAGCUAUAUGGGGCUCACUUUAGAGAGAUUGCAGCAGAUGCCCCAAAAGCUACAAAAAUAACAUUUGUCAACUCGGAUGAUGAAGAUUGACUUCUGAGGUGGACAAUUCUUUGUUGUACUGGGCUUUUUUCCAGACGUCAUCACCCAAUUGCCAAACUAGUACUAGUUGUUUCCAAAACAAUGUGCAGCUGGGGAAGGACCUUAUGACAUUUCACCAGAUCACUUGCUUUGACAAUAGCCAAUGUUGAUUUGGUAAUCUUGACAUCCUUUGAAUAUGGACCAAAGAUGCAGGUUUUACACAAAUAUAUAGAUAUAUAUUGCCUUCGUUCGGUUCAUUUCUCCAUCAAAAGUUGUAGUCUGGUAGCAUAGUAAAACUAGCCAACUUGAGCAGCAGCCUCCCACCUUCCACCGGGAUAUUGUUUCACUAAAUUAUUGAGAGAGCAACAGAAUUUUGUAUGAUCUUUCUUUCACUAAAUAAUUUAUUGAUUAUUGGGGCUUAUUUAA
Cornus florida is the source of this 2237-nucleotide messenger RNA. RefSeq names its product DEAD-box ATP-dependent RNA helicase 5. Bases 12 to 1823 code for a protein of 603 amino acids. The transcript has 13 exons. Gene Ontology annotation, molecular function: RNA binding; ATP binding; RNA helicase activity. Gene Ontology annotation, cellular component: nucleolus. Gene Ontology annotation, biological process: rRNA processing. The record is from RefSeq and is a predicted model, not a curated record. Lineage: Eukaryota; Viridiplantae; Streptophyta; Magnoliopsida; Cornales; Cornaceae.